Molecule: messenger RNA, 1015 nt
Organism: Phalaenopsis equestris
Lineage: Eukaryota; Viridiplantae; Streptophyta; Magnoliopsida; Asparagales; Orchidaceae
Exons: 2
Coding region: 61-858 (265 amino acids)
Source: RefSeq, a predicted model, not a curated record
GGGCUUCUAUAGAUUACUUUGAACUUUAAACAAUACAAAUAUAACAACAGUUGAGCUAGCAUGCCAAGCGGAGAAAAGCAACCCCCACUUUCAGCUAAAAAAGUUUCUUUAAGAGAUUUACCCAGCGAAAUAAAUAAUUUUGCUUCUAAUCCUCUAGAUUUUUCGCCACAUAAUGAUGGGGAAUCCAUUUCUGAAACUGCAAAGUUAUCUGGAAGUAAAAGAGAGCAACCAUGCAGCCCUUCUACUCAUCCCCAACAACACAGUAUUUACAGUGGACAUUUAGUAUACGUUCGUCGUAAGCUAGAUGUCGAACCAAGCAAACUAAGCAUAGAAAACGUGGAGAGUGCUGAUCCGCCUUGUUUGAGCAAUUAUUGGAAGGAACAGUCGAGCGAGACAAAAUCACCCAAAGAAGAGGAGACAAAGCUCUCUGGUUCUUCGACUCGGUUUUCAUCACCUUCUUCUUUCAUUUCACCUUUGAGACCAGAGCCUCUUCCAGGUUCUUGGAAGCCUGGGAAUUUGAUAACAAAUCAUAAUAUUGUCUCCCCAGCUACUGAGACUGAAACUCAUAGCCAGGGUGAAGGAUAUUGGAAAGAACGAUUUGUUCGUCUGCAGACUUUUUUGAAAAAUUGUGACCAAUCUAAUCAGGAGAAAUAUAUUCAGAGCCUUAGAUCGCUAUCUGCAGCUGGCCGUAGCAAGCACGCUGUUGAGCUAGAGAGAAGAGCAAUACAACUUUUGUUGGAUGAAGGUAUCCCAUCAUAUAACAUUUUAAUUUCUCUUCUAUGCUGCUUAUUUUGUUUUAAUUUCUUCCAUAUUUUCUGGCUUAGGAGUCUAACUUACUAUUUGAGUGAAAGCAAUUAGUAGCACAAAAAUUUGUCCAGCUUAUAGUAACAAGUUGAUGUAAGGAAGUUAAAUAGCCCGUAAACAAUGUAUCAAUACAAAAUAAAAAGUGAGCUUUUUAGUGUCUGUUUGGGGCAACUGCAACUUAAUAAUAAGCUUACUACUCAGCAACUGCCAC